Molecule: messenger RNA, 1563 nt
Organism: Pipistrellus nathusii (Nathusius's pipistrelle)
Lineage: Eukaryota; Metazoa; Chordata; Mammalia; Chiroptera; Vespertilionidae
Source: the annotation of a GenBank genome assembly
AUGGCUGCGCGCGCGGGGCUGCUGCUGCGCGCCCUGCCGCUGCUGCUGUGGGGCGGCCUGGGCGCCCGGCCCCCGGGGCGCGCGGGCCGGGAGCUGCGCCGGGAGGCGGAGGCAUUCUUGGAGAGGUAUGGCUACCUCAGUGAACAGGCCCCCGGAGCUCCCUCAUCCACGCGACUCAGCAAUGCCAUCAGGGAGUUCCAGUGGGUGGCCCAGCUGCCCAUCAGUGGCGUGCUGGACCCCGCCACCCUCCACCAGAUGACACUGCCCCGCUGUGGGGUGGCGGAUACUGACGGCCAGGCAGCCCGGACCGAGCGGGUCAGCGCCCUGUUUGCCGGACGCCGGGCCAAAAUGAGGCGCAAGAAACGCUUUGCAAAGCAAGGCAACAAGUGGUACAAGCAGCACCUGUCCUACCGCCUGGUGAACUGGCCGCAGCACCUGCCGGAGCCCGCCGUCCGGGGGGCCGUGCGGGCCGCCUUCCAGCUCUGGAGCAACGUGUCGGCACUGGAGUUCUGGGAGGCCCCGGCCACAGGCCCCGCUGACAUCCGCCUCACCUUCUACCAGGGGGACCACAACGACGGGCUGAGCAACGCCUUCGACGGCCCAGGGGGCGCCCUGGCGCACGCCUUCCUGCCGCGCCGCGGGGAAGCGCACUUCGACCGGGAUGAGCGCUGGUCGCUGAGCCGCCGCCGCGGGCGCAACCUGUUCGUGGUGCUGGCGCACGAGAUCGGCCACACGCUCGGCCUGGCGCACUCGCCCGCGCCGCGCGCGCUCAUGGCGCCCUACUACAAGCGGCUGGGCCGCGACGCGCUGCUCAGCUGGGACGACGUGCUGGCCGUGCAGAGCCUGUAUGGGAAGCCCCAGGGCGGCUCUGUGGCCACCCAGCUCCCAGGAAAGCUGUUCACCGACUUCGAGGCCUGGGACCCCCACAGAUCCCAGGGAAGGCGCUCCGAAACCCAGGGCCCUAAAUACUGCCACUCUUCCUUUGACGCCAUCACUGUAGACCGGCAGCGGCGACUGUACGUUUUCCAAGGGAGCCACUACUGGGAGGUGGGAGCGGAUGGCAACGUCUCAGGGCCCCACCCGCUGCAGGAAAGGUGGGCCGGGCUGCCCCCCCACAUCGAGGCGGCCGCAGUGUCACUGGAGAACGGAGACUUCUUCUUCUUCAAAGGGAGUCGAUGCUGGAGGUUUCGGGGCCGCGAGCCGGUGUGGGGCUCUCCUCAGCUGUGCCGGGCAGGAGGCCUGCCUCGCCACCCGGACGCAGCCCUCUUCUUCCCUCCUCUGAGCCGCCUGGUCCUCUUCAAGGGGGCCCGCUACUAUGUGCUGGCCCCAGGGGGGCUGCAGGUGGAGCCCUACUACCCCCGAGGCCUGCAGGACUGGGGCGGCGUCCCCGAAGAGGUCAGCGGGGCCCUGCCCCAGCCCGACGGCUCCGUCAUCUUCUUCAGGGACGACCGCUACUGGCGCCUGGACCAGCCCACACGGCGGGUGACCGCCUCGGGCCGCUGGGCGGCAGAGCUGCCCUGGAUGGGCUGCUGGCACGUGAACUCGGGGGGUGCCCUGUUCUGA